Molecule: messenger RNA, 1020 nt
Organism: Colletotrichum truncatum
Lineage: Eukaryota; Fungi; Ascomycota; Sordariomycetes; Glomerellales; Glomerellaceae
Product: transformer-sr ribonucleoprotein
Biological process (GO): positive regulation of mRNA splicing, via spliceosome
Cellular component (GO): spliceosomal complex
Molecular function (GO): RNA binding
Source: RefSeq, a predicted model, not a curated record
AUGGCUACCACGUCCAUGGAUUACGAGGCCGCCAACGGCGACCGCUAUGAUGACGAGGCUCCUCGUUAUGAGCGCGAUAACCGCAGCGCCUCUCCCCGCCCUCUGCGCGAUGACGGCGACUCCGGACGCCGCCGCUCCGCUUCGCCCUCUGGCAAUGGCGACCGUGGCAACAAAGAUGAGACCGGAUCCAAGGGCGGCGACGAUGACGGCGCCGUAAACCCUGGCUCCAACCUAUUUGUCACUGGCAUUCACCCACGCCUGACCGAGUCCGAGGUCACUCGCCUGUUCGAGAAGUAUGGUGAGGUCGAGAAAUGCCAGAUCAUGCGCGACCCUCAUACCAAGGAGUCUCGCGGCUUCGGCUUCGUAAAGAUGGUUACAUCUGAGCAGGCUGAUGCUGCUAAGGAGGGCCUGCAGGGCGAGCAGAUUGAGGGCCGCACUUUGAGCAUUGAGAAGGCUCGCCGUGCUCGUCCUCGCACCCCUACUCCUGGCAAGUACUUCGGCCCCCCCAAGCGUGAGGGCCGUGGUGGCGGUGGUGGCCGCUUUAACGACCGCUACGAUGACCGACGUCGUGGAGGUUAUGGCGGUGGCUAUGGAGGCGGCGGCGGUGGUAGUGGCGGUUACGGCCGCGAUGACCCUUACCGCUACCGUGGCUAUGAUAGACGCGGCUACGAUGACCGUGGUGGCUACGAACGCGGAUACCGUGAGGACCGUGGCUACGACCGCAGCUACCGCGAGGAUCGUGGUGGUUACGAAAGACGCGACCGCGGCGGCGAUGAGGCCUACGCUGGCGGCCGGGUCGACCGCUAUGGCGGCGGUGGACGCGAGGAGCGUGGCGACCGCUACGCGCGUGGUGGCCCCGAUGAGCGUCGUAACCCUGGCUACGAACGCGAACGUGGCUAUGAUAGACCCGCUGAGCGUGAAGGUCCUCGCUCCCGCGACGCGCCUGCUGCAAGUGCUGGCUAUAGCGAUGCGCCUGCUCGCUCCGAGACCCGGGAGAACUACGGAGGUUGGAAUCUUUAA